UGCUCAAUUGAACACAGUGAAGUCAAACGCUCGGACAUCCUGCUGGAAACUCUUGUGGUUUUGAGUGAAAACGAAAAGGAAGAAAAGUCAACCACAGUUAGGCUACUUAGGCUACUUCUCUACGACGACAUCUAAAGCGACGGUUGAUCAGAUGUGUGUAGUAAAUGACAGCAGUCGACAGGUCUGCGCUGUGAUCGCGGGAUUAAAUGUUUGCUGUGCUGAUGGUCUCUGCUGCUGCUGCUCGCCCUGCAGCCUGCAACACUAACCACUAAUGUGGAUUCUUAAUACACGCCCGCAUUUCAGUGAAGCUGCUCGUCAAUUUACUAUAGUUUAGCCUACAAGUCGUCAUGAUGACUCGGAUUUUCUGGGAUACAAUUUUUCUCAUUAGCGGUACUUUUAGUAUGUCUGUGGUACUCGAUGGUUCGCUCUUUACAUUCGGAGCAGGGCCGAGCAAUUCAGCAAUUAUUGAAGCCAGCAUUUCCCUCGAUACAAACUCCACUGCUGCUCUGAACACCUCAGCAAGCAGCUCUGCAACCACCAGCAGCAGAAGUACAACUACCACAACCAUUGCAACUACUACAACCAACGUUCCUCAAGUUAAAGCUUCCCUCUUUACAUUUGGAGCAGAGCUGAGCAACUCCACAAUUAUCGAAGCCAGCAUUUCCAUAGAUACAAACUCCACUGCUGCCACAAACACGUCGACACACAGCUCUGCAACUAGAAGCACAACUACCACAACGAAUGAAACUACUACAACUAACAUCCUUGUAGUUAAAAAGUUUGUGGCAGCGGCUGUUCGGUCUCAUUUUGAUGAUUGUCCAGACUCCCACCGCCAUUUCUGCUUCCACGGCACAUGUCGCUUCUUGAUAUUAGAGGAGACACCUGCAUGUGUGUGUCAUCCGGGCUUUGUUGGGAUGAGGUGUGAGCAUGCAGACCUGCUUGCUGUAGUAGCGACUAAUCACAGACAACAGACUGUUGCCACUGUGCUGGUGUUGUGCGUGAUUGGGUGUGUUCUCAUCAUGGUGUUGUGUACACUUUUACAUUUCUGGUGGAGGCAGGACUGUCGCAGGCAGAGCCACGCACAUCACUACGCCCCAGAGAAGCACAGAGCAUCCUGCUAUCCUUCUGAGAGUGUGGUUUGAGAAGUCAUCUUGCUGGAACAUGAGCCGUUUGCUUCACGCCGUGUUUAGUUUUCCUCAUCCGUCCGGCCCACAACCCCUCAGGGAUACAUCCAAAGUGGUUUUCACAUGUCCUGGUCAAACGGACCUGGCCACAGGCAAAGAAGCGUUAUCAUCAAUGUGGCUAAGGUAGGCCGGCUGGAUGUGGGAGGUUAAAUGUUCCGUGACACUGACUAGGAACGAGUUUGCUUCACUCUUUGAUUCUGUGGAAAUGCAUGCAGAACUGCAACAUGCUAUUUGAAGCUCUGAGGACGAAGCUGAUGCCAAAUCCUACAUGGGAAGAGCUCCGUGUGUCCUGAUUACUGUUUAUGGUUGGCUAGAGAACAUGAGAAAUGAUCGACAAGGCCAUUAAUCAUCUGCAUGGAUGUUGAAUAGGAACGGUGUUUAACAAUUCAUUUACUAAAGUCAGAAGACCCCCAUUCC
Messenger RNA from Micropterus salmoides (largemouth bass), 1601 nucleotides. It is a transcript of the gene tgfa, whose product is annotated as transforming growth factor, alpha. The transcript has 8 exons. Bases 348 to 1142 code for a protein of 264 amino acids. Gene Ontology annotation, biological process: positive regulation of mitotic nuclear division; positive regulation of cell population proliferation; epidermal growth factor receptor signaling pathway. The record is from RefSeq and is a predicted model, not a curated record. NCBI's taxonomy places the organism in Eukaryota, Metazoa, Chordata, Actinopteri, Centrarchiformes, Centrarchidae.